Molecule: messenger RNA, 1340 nt
Organism: Benincasa hispida (wax gourd)
Lineage: Eukaryota; Viridiplantae; Streptophyta; Magnoliopsida; Cucurbitales; Cucurbitaceae
Product: SGNH hydrolase-type esterase superfamily protein
Molecular function (GO): hydrolase activity, acting on ester bonds
Source: RefSeq, a predicted model, not a curated record
UCUUUUUUCUUUUUCGUGGGGCAAAGCCUGAUCCUUUUGCUGUACAAUGGACAACUAAGUUUCAGUAAACUUCAAUUUCACGACUCGAAUGGUUGCUUAAAGAGGAGAAGAUCGAUCGGUGUGGAAGAAAUUGAUAAUACCCCAUUUGUUCGUUCUCAAAAGGGUUGAUCGAAGCUUCGAAACAACAGACAAUGAGGCCUGAGAUCGUUCUAUUUGGGGAUUCUUUGACUGCGCAAUCCUUCGGUUCAGGUGGAUGGGGAGCUGCGCUUGCUGACACUUACUCCCGAAAGGCCGAUGUCCUAGUUCGUGGCUAUGGCGGAUACAAUACUCGGUGGGCUUUAUUUUUACUUCAUCACAUUUUUCCUUUGAAGUUGGCUUUGCUAGGACAUUGCUUUAUAUGUUCCCAAGAGACAUUGGAUCCAGGGUUUAGUGGCUCAAAAUCGACUUGCCUUCACCAAAAUGCCUCAUUGCUUGAAGCCCAGCUCACAGGGUGUCCUCGCAGCAGGGGUUUCCAACCUUGCUUCCAUCCCAAAAAUACCCCGAAGGCCCCCAUUGUCGUGACAAUAUUCUUUGGGGCCAAUGAUGCAGCUAUUUUGGGGAGAACAAGUGAGAGACAACACGUACCACUUGAAGAGUAUAAGGAUAAUCUUAAAAAAAUGGUAAAUCAUUUGAAGGAGUACUCCCCCACGUCGCUGGUGAUACUUAUUACUCCUCCUCCUGUCGAUGAGGAAGGGCGUAAUGAAUAUGCACGAUCUCUUUAUGGUGAUAAAGCAAGGGAAUUGCCAGAGAGAACAAAUGAGGUAACUGGACUUUAUGCGAAACAAUGCCUUGAACUGGCUAAGGAAAUGGGUCUUCACGUCAUUGAUUUAUGGUCCAAGUUGCAAGAAACGGAGGGUUGGCAGAAAAAAUUUCUCAGGGAUGGAUUGCAUUUCACACCAGAAGGCAAUGGAGUUCUGCACCAAGAACUAGAGAAAGUACUGAAUGAAACAUCAGUUUCUGCUUCAAAAAUGCCUCUUGAUUUCCCACACCACUCAAAGAUAGAUGGAAAACACCCUGAAAAGGCCUUUCAAUAUCUUUCUUUGUGAUACUCUCAUCAUCUUGAUUUUCCCUUGUAAUCUUGUUUGAAGAAAGCUUUUAUUCUAUUUUAUUUUUUCUUUUGAAGUUGCUUAUUUGCAUUUGAGUGUAGACCAUAAUCAUUUGUGUUCUAUUUCGAUUUUGUUUGAUGAGUAAUGAAUGUUAAAUAUUUGAGAAGGAACAUGUGUGAAACACCUCAAGUUUAGAAGGAAAACAUGAAUGAACUAAGAUCACAUCCGAAUGAGAGAGAUCUUGAGGGUUGAGAA